CGCCUAGGAAAGGAAAGUACUCAUGCGUCUGGGAGGCGUCUUUCUCCCGCGCCAGCACGAAUAGAGGUUUUGUGUAGCGGCGGCGGAGGCAGGGUCUGUCUCAUUUGAACGCCGCGAGCGGCAGCUUCUCGUCUGUGUCCCGAUCUCGAAGCCUAAGAGCAAAGCGGCGAGAUGACCGACCGGUACACCAUCCACAGCCAGCUGGAGCAUCUGCAGUCCAAGUACAUCGGCACGGGCCACGCCGACACCACCAAGUGGGAAUGGCUUGUGAACCAGCACCGGGAUUCCUACUGCUCCUACAUGGGUCACUUCGACCUCCUCAACUACUUCGCCAUUGCUGAGAAUGAGAGCAAAGCGCGCGUGCGUUUCAACCUGAUGGAAAAAAUGCUGCAGCCCAGCGGGCCGCCGGCGGACAAGCCCGAGGAGAACUGAGGCGAGCGCUUCCCGGUCUUCCCCACCUGGCCGCUGUGGUCCGAUCCUCCCUGCUCCUGCUUCUCCACCACUCUGUGUUGGCUGUCUCACCCGAUCUGCUGACCCGUGGACGAUUCCGAACCGGUCAUCGAGAGAGACUGUCGGGUCCCCAGGGAACUGCAGAAGGCGUGAUCCCAGAAUCGGCAAGCGAGGGAGAAGACUGCACGGGAGUGAGGACGCAUUUCGAGUCUGCUUUUCCAUCGUUGAUGUCUUCUUACACCCCCCCCCCCCCGCCCCUUUAAAAUAUAUAUAUAAAGUUUAGGAUUUGCUCUA
Apodemus sylvaticus (European woodmouse) is the source of this 744-nucleotide messenger RNA. RefSeq names its product splicing factor 3b subunit 5 (gene Sf3b5). Gene Ontology annotation, cellular component: U2 snRNP; precatalytic spliceosome. The transcript has a single exon. Gene Ontology annotation, biological process: mRNA splicing, via spliceosome. The coding region runs from base 172 to 432 and encodes 86 amino acids. NCBI's taxonomy places the organism in Eukaryota, Metazoa, Chordata, Mammalia, Rodentia, Muridae. The record is from RefSeq and is a predicted model, not a curated record.